UCUCGUCUGCCCGGAACUGCCACUGUCCACGUCUCGUUCCUUCACAUAAUCGAUAGAAAUAUGCCAGAAUUGGUAGAAUUCGCGAUUGAUGAUGGCCUGAAGCCAGGGCAGGUGAUCACCAUUCAAGGAAAGAUUCCAGAUAAUGUGGAACAGUGGUGGAUACGUAUCUACGGCGGUGACGUCAUACUUCUUACUAUCGGAAUUCGUUCUGACGAGGACCGGGUGAUAAGGAACAGCAACAAUGGUGAAUGGGGAGAUGAAGACAGCUGCGACCCCUGCCCAUUCAAGCCUGGAGAUUCAUUCGACGCCCAGAUUCGUGUCCUCGAGGAUGGAUACAAAAUUGCCUUUGACGGAGACGUCUACUGCAACUUUGACCACCGUGAAGACAUCUCUUCAGCGACGCACAUCAGGGUCAACGACGUUCAAGUAACAAACAUCAGCGUCGAGGGCAGAUCGUCUCUCCCGGAAGAAUACUUCAGUGAGACAAGAUCGGACUUCUCCACGGGCUCCAGGGCCAGUGUUACCGGCAUCAAAACUCCCUACCACGCGAACAUCCCUGGUGGAUUGAAGCCAGGAACACUGAUCCAACUCGUGGGAACACCGACGGAUGAGGGCAACGAUAAAUGGCUGUUCCGCCUUCAGACUGAUAUAGGUAGCAAGGAUGCGGGUGAGCCGGUUGAGGACAUCGGUCUGUCGUUCGCAUGCCGCUGGGAUGAAGACGCCAUCAUCAUGAACAGCAGAAAGAGAGGAGACUGGGGCGACGAGGAGCGCGGAUUCAUGGUGUUUGAGAAGGGAACGAAGUUCGAUCUGGCAUGCCUUGUCACCGACGACGGAUACAAGAUUUCCGUUAAUAACGGCCACAUCGCCAACUUCUCCCACAAUGUGCGAAUGAAGCAUGUUGAUGUGAUCUUCAUCUACGGAGACGUCAAGAUCGCCAACCUGUUCAUUCACGAGUAGUAAACUCGCCGCAACGAGCGUCGUGUGCGACCACUAGGUGGCUCUAGUAUAGAGGUUUCAUGCGAGUUCUCCGAAAUAGGCGGCUAUGCCCUAUAUCUUGGUUACGCUAGUAUAAUCAACUUCAACUCACUAAAGGAAACACUAUUAUUGCGACUAUAAAAAUCUAUAGAAAAGACAAAUAUUGGGAUUCACGAUACGUCAAAGAAACUAGGGAAACCAGCUGUGUAUUAAGAUAUUCAUUUUAUUGUGCCUCUACUGGAAUCCAUUACAGAAAAUUACAAUGCUGCUGUCGCUCUUAUAAAUCUAGUGAUAUCUUCGUAUAUGAAAAAAUAUAUUCGCUGAACACUGA
This is a messenger RNA of Priapulus caudatus, 1306 nucleotides long. Its product is annotated as 32 kDa beta-galactoside-binding lectin-like. Bases 61 to 957 code for a protein of 298 amino acids. Gene Ontology annotation, molecular function: carbohydrate binding. The transcript is spliced from 9 exons. The record is from RefSeq and is a predicted model, not a curated record. NCBI's taxonomy places the organism in Eukaryota, Metazoa, Priapulida, Priapulimorpha, Priapulimorphida, Priapulidae.